This is a messenger RNA of Metarhizium brunneum ARSEF 3297, 1269 nucleotides long. It is a transcript of the gene PGC1, whose product is annotated as Phosphatidylglycerol phospholipase C. Gene Ontology annotation, molecular function: phosphoric diester hydrolase activity. Gene Ontology annotation, biological process: lipid metabolic process. The record is from RefSeq and is a predicted model, not a curated record. NCBI's taxonomy places the organism in Eukaryota, Fungi, Ascomycota, Sordariomycetes, Hypocreales, Clavicipitaceae.
AUGAAUCCCGCGAGCCGCAUCCCCUCCCUCAUCUUCCAUCUGCAAAAACACUGUACGCCCUCUGUCCUCAUCUUAUCCGCCACGCCCUUGUCGCGCUUCCACUCCGUCCCGGCCUCCAAACUCCGUCUUCGCCGCCGCCCUGUCCGAGACGGGCCUCUCAAGGACGACGCGGGCCACAUUGUUAUCGUCAAGAUGGCGGACGAGAAGGAUACGCUGCAGCUAGGGGGCGACAUUUCAUGGGAUAUUCCAGAGGCCCCGUGGACAACCGCCCGUCCGUCCAAGCGAGAUCCCGCACGUUUCCUGCCGCAGGCCAUCGCGCAUAGAGGUUACAAGGCGUUGUGGCCGGAGAACACCAUGGGCGCCUUCAAGGGCGCCGUCGAGGUUGGCGCACACGCGAUCGAGACGGACGUGCAUUUGUCCAGGGACGGCGUAGCCGUGCUGUCGCAUGACGCAUCCCUCACGCGGUGCUUCGGGAUAGACAAGAAGCUAGCCGACUGCGACUGGGAAUACCUGUCCACCGUAGAAACGCUCCGCGAGCCGAAGCAGGGCCUGCCCCGGCUCCAAGACCUGCUAGAAUGGCUCGUCGAAGCCGACAAGCUACAAGGCGACGAGCACAGCCAUCGGCCCUGGGUCCUGCUCGACAUCAAGCUCGACGACGACGCCAAAGACCUCGUAAACGCCAUCAGCAGCGCCAUAGCCCAAGUCCCCGCCUCAACACCAUGGCAGGGCCGCAUCGUCCUCGGAUGCUGGAACGCCUCUGUGCUCAAAGCCUCGCGCAGAACCCUGCCGGACUACCCCGUCGCCCACAUCGGCUUCUCGCUCUCCUACGCGCGGCACUUCCUGCCCAUCCCCAACAUGGGCUUCAACAUGGCCUUCCACACGCUCGUGCGCCCCUACCAGGGCCGGCGGUUCAUGCGAGACGUGCGCGCCGCCCGCCGCCCGCUGUACGCCUGGACCGUCAACCACCCGCGCUGGAUGCGGUGGUGCCUCGAGCGCAACGUGCGUAGUGGCGGCGGCAGCGUCGUGGACGGCGUCGUGACGGACGACCCUAGGCUGUACCUCGACGUGUGCCGGCGGUACGAGGACGACGUGGACGCCGGUGCGCCGGGGCGCGACGACCGCGGCUCCCUCGGACAGACGGUCGGGCUGGCCGUGGACAUUGUCAAGAGGCACGUCCUCGCCAAGCUGUUCUUUUGGUAUAGGAGGCAUGUGCAGGGCAAGUUGGAUGACUUGGAUGGCAAGACGAAGCGGCAGAUAAAGAGGGACUAG